AUGUCAUUCUUCUUCUCCUUCUUCGUCGCUGCGCUGGCUGCCAGUGCCAGCGCGCGCAGCGUUGUGCUCGAGCACGUGCCUGUUCUUCCCGCAGACUGGAAGCAGUUGGAGAAUGUUGUCGAUUCUGCCGGGGAGGUCAGCUUCUCGAUUGCUCUCAAGCAGCCAAACAUUGACAUUCCGGCCUUGAUGUCCCAAGGCGGCAAGCACAUUAGCCUGGAUGAGGUGCGCGCUAUACGCGCUCCGGACCAGUCUUGCGUCGACAGAGUCAUGAAGUGGCUCAAGGAUAAGAACAUUUCCAAUGUCAGACAGGAACGUGACAUGAUUCACGUUCAUACCACUGUCGCCGACGCUGAGAAGCUUUUGAGCGGCAACUUCAGCCACUACGCCUAUGACGGCAAGGUUUCCAAGCUUAGGACCCAAGAGUACUCUAUCCCUGAGGAGCUCGUUGAUUCCAUCAGCUUCAUCAACCCGGUUUCCAACUUUAUGAGACCUGCAGGUGAUGACGUCCACCUUUCUCGUCCUCUUGCGAAUUUCCAUGCUGCCAAGCAGAACCAGACCGCCGCCAAAAUUCCCUGCCACGACGGUGUCGGCAUCAGCUGUCUCAAGAAGCUUUACAACAUUACGUAUGAGUCUCCCGAUAGCAACUCUCCCGCGCGCUUGGGCAUCUCGGGCUAUCUUGAACUGCAUGCCAAUCAUGACGAUGUCAGGUCUUUCCUUUCGAAGCAGACUAACAUCACCAACUACGACUUCAAGGUCGAAAAGGUCAAUGGUGGCGAGGACCCCGGCACUCCGGUCGGAAGCGAGGCUGUGCUGGAUCUCGAGUAUGGAAUGGGCAUUGGCUAUCCUGCUGCAGUCACAUAUUAUGCUACUGGCGGCCGCGGAGAUAUGAUUGAGCCAGACGGGCAGCUAGUCAAGGGAAACAAGUCUACCAAUGAGCCGUAUCUGGACUUUAUCAACCAUCUCCUCGAGAAGCCCGAUGACCAGCUCCCGCAUGUCCUGUCAGUUUCAUAUGGUGAGGAUGAGCUAAGCGUCCCGAAGCAGUAUGCGAAGCGUGUUUGCGAUGCGUACGGUCUCUUGACUAAGCGUGGCACCACCAUCGUCCAUGCCUCUGGUGAUGGUGGAUCUACUGGUGGCCACGAUGGCAAUUGUCGUAGCCGAGACGGCAGGAACACCAAUACCACCAUGCCAACGUUUCCUGCUAGCUGUCCCUGGGUCACGACUGUUGGCGCUACGCACCAGGGAAGCAACCCUCAGAAGGGUGCCAACUUUGCCUCUGGCGGAUUCUCUUACUACUUUGACCGCCCUUCGUGGCAGGCGAGCGCCGCCGACGGAUACAUCAAGGGUCUCGACGGCCAUCUCGACGGCUACUAUAACAAGAACGGCCGCGCUAUCCCCGAUGUCUCAAUUGUAGGUGAUAAUUUCUGGGUCAUGCACAACGGUACGUCCAAGUACAUUUGGGGAACGAGCGCCAGCGCCCCCGUCUUUGCGGCUAUGAUUACGCUGGUCAACGAUGCUCGUCUCCGGGCUGGCAAGCAGUCUGUGGGCUACAUCAACGAGUUGCUCUACUCAAAGGAAGGCGUGGCGGCCUUUUCUGAUAUUACCAGGGGCACCAGCUACCACUGCGACUUUGCCGCCCGCGGCUGGCCGGCAACGAAGGGCUGGGACGCUAUCACUGGUCUGGGAGAGCCAAGGGAUUUUAGCAAACUGAUGAAGCUGCUAUACGCAGCCUAA
Messenger RNA from Beauveria bassiana ARSEF 2860, 1731 nucleotides. RefSeq names its product tripeptidyl peptidase precursor. Gene Ontology annotation, biological process: proteolysis. Gene Ontology annotation, molecular function: tripeptidyl-peptidase activity; serine-type endopeptidase activity. Lineage: Eukaryota; Fungi; Ascomycota; Sordariomycetes; Hypocreales; Cordycipitaceae. Bases 1 to 1731 code for a protein of 576 amino acids. The transcript has a single exon. The record is from RefSeq and is a predicted model, not a curated record.